ACAACAUAGAGGAACUGACAAAUGCAGAGUUGUCCGUCACUUGGAGAAAGAUACAAAGACAUGAAAUUAGAGUGGAGAAGAGGAAAUGCAAAGGAAAGUGACGAAGAAUCAGACGAGUAGAAUGGAGAUAUUUUUCCUCAUUUUGAUCUUUCUUGAGGGAGGAUUAUGGGAGACUGAAGCGAUGUCAGUGACAGGAGUGGUGCACAGGGAGGUCACAAUAAAAUGCUCUCACACCAACGCAGAUUCCAACGUCAAAUAUUUCUGCAGGGGAGAAUGUAGAACUGAAGACGUCCUAAUAAGAAGCAGAGAAAAGAAUAACGAUUCACGGGGGAAAUACAGUAUAAGAGAUAAUGGAAAUAUAUUCUACGUGACCAUUUCUCAUCUGACAGAGGAUGACUCAGGGACUUACUGGUGUGGAAUUGAUAGAAUUGGUUUGGACACAUACAGUGAAGUAAUCCUCACAGUCAUAAAAGGAGAAACACAGGACCCCGAAAAUGGCAUGCCACAGUCAGAGAUGCUGGUGUAUAUCGGAGCAGGUCUCGGUGGAGUUGUGCUGGCUCUGGGAACGGUACUCCUAAUAUUCGUCAGGCAUCGAAACAGACACAACAGCGCAUCUUCUGGAAAGGACCAUAACACUGUCCGUGCAGCCCCCUCCCGUCUUAAACAAGACCCAGACCACAUCACCACUGCCCCUUCAACAGCUAAUGAAGAUGAAGACACAGACAGCAGGACUAACAGCAUCCUCAGCUCAUCGGCUGGUCGGCACCAAGAUACCAGCGGAAAUCAAGCUGAUGAUUUAUACUCCAACGUCACCAUUUUGUCAGAGACUCAAGACCAAGCAGAGGGCCUCUUUUACUCCACUAUCAUUUUCAACAAACACACAAAUUGCACCACCGUCACACCUAACCCUGCACUGGUCACAUACUCCACCAUUGCACCACUGCAUAAAUCAACAGAUGAGUCAGCAGCUUAUAAUAAUGUCUGAACUGGUGUGUGAGUAUCAUCCUGUGCUGUAAGAGUAUGUGUCAUGCUAAACAGUAAAUACUCACUGCUCACACACAUUUCUAAGAUUAAAUUCACAGGUUGUUGUAAAUUAAUUGUUUUAAUAUUUCUGAAUUAAUUUAUUAUUUCACACAGGACAAGUAUUACAAGAAAGACCCUAAAGACAGAGAAACGAGAAACCCCUCUAAAUGAUUUAUGAAAAAAAUACAUUAUGUGCCAUAGAUCUGAGAUUUUAUCCCAGUAAAAUAACAUUGUAAAAUUAAUUUCUUCUCUGUUUAUUUUUGUACUUUCCAAUGAGUGUCUUUCUGUGGUUGAUUAUGGUGAGGAAGUGAAACAUGUCAACACUCGCCAGUGACCCAUAACAGGCAAAACUCACAUAAAAACGCACGUUUGUACCUUUCAGUUACCUAAAGCAUUCUCUAGCCUCUUACUGUAACUUUAACCAUCACAACUGAAUAACUAACCCCAACCUUUACCCUAACCCUAACCCUAACUUAAACCCUCUUAAACUUAAACCCUGGAUACCUCCUCCCUGCCUUUCUUUGACAGCCCCUGUACCUUUCAAACCUCCUCUUGUCACCUCACAUCCUCGUAUUUCAACCAACACCAGCAAUCAGCAAAGAUCAGCAUGAAUUACUGGUUAUUUAAACUGCGUGUUUAACGUAUUGUGUCAUUCUCUCAGAGAAUGAUUUCUGUUCUCCAUGUGCAUCUUAAUAAGAAUAGCUCUUUAUCUGUGUGCAAACAAACAGGCUGAUUAUCUGUUUUCUGUUUCCUUUGUCUGGCCUCUUUCUCAGUAACAGAGAGUCGGUGAAGCAACAAUGUGAUCUUCACCACCUAAAGGUUUGCAUACAGGUGACACCACACACAACAGUUUAUUCAGGUGCACGGUAACCCAAAAUGUCUUUGCUGGGGAAUAUCUGAGGCUCAGAUAUUUUCUAUCAUAAAAGUCUUGGUAAUGGUGCCAUCUGGUGGUCAGUUAUUUAUACAUCACCUUUUUAAACAUAUGCAAUUAAAGUGCUUUACUUAAGGCCAAGAAACAUUGAAGCAACAUGUAAAAGCAAAAUAAAAAUAAAAAUGAAACAAAUUAACAAAUGGCAUGAAAUAAACUAAAAUCAAAUUACGCACAAAAAUAAGUUUCACUGCAGUUGUGGGUAAAAAAUCCAAGGAACAGGAAUUUUUUUAAAUUUAGACUUGCAACUGUCCACACAAGUUGGAGUCAUUUUGUUUUCAGACACAUUCCUGUUUUUAUUCCUAUCAGUAAUCACAUUGGAAGAGAUUGAUCAAUAAAGUU
Toxotes jaculatrix (banded archerfish) is the source of this 2293-nucleotide messenger RNA. RefSeq lists its product as uncharacterized. The coding region runs from base 86 to 985 and encodes 299 amino acids. The transcript is spliced from 5 exons. Lineage: Eukaryota; Metazoa; Chordata; Actinopteri; Toxotidae. The record is from RefSeq and is a predicted model, not a curated record.